This is a messenger RNA of Chondrus crispus (carragheen), 2734 nucleotides long. RefSeq lists its product as hypothetical. Gene Ontology annotation, biological process: rescue of stalled cytosolic ribosome; protein ubiquitination. The transcript is spliced from 2 exons. The record is from RefSeq and is a predicted model, not a curated record. Bases 1 to 2517 code for a protein of 838 amino acids. NCBI's taxonomy places the organism in Eukaryota, Rhodophyta, Florideophyceae, Gigartinales, Gigartinaceae. Gene Ontology annotation, molecular function: ribosome binding; ubiquitin protein ligase activity.
AUGGCUCCGAACCAACCCCGCCGCCGAAACGACAACUCUUCUGCGUCCGCCAACGCCCCCUCCAAUCCAACCCACCCCCCUUCAUCGCGCCCGCCCGCCACCUCUGCUUCUCGUCCGCGCCGCGCCCCGAACCGUAGGGCUGCCGCUCACAAGCCCGCCGUAACCGGCACCACCGCCCAGCCCGCCGUCGAAGAGCCCGCGGGUAGCGUGUGUACCAUCUGCGCCAACGUCGCGCGCGACUGGGCGGUCGGCAACUGCCCGCAUGUCGUGUGCGGGGACUGCUCGCAUCGCAUGCGCGUCCUCUACGACCGCAAGGCAUGCGUCAUGUGCCAGGUCGACUUGCGUCAGGUCGUCGUCGUGCCAGUGCGUGUCUACCACGAGGGCAUGUCGUUUGAUGAUGCCGUUGCGCUCCCCGGCGCCUUUCAGGAUAAGCCUGUCCAGAUGUGGUUCAUUGAAAGGACGAGACAUCAGCAACUGAAGAACUUUCGAGGCUGGAAGUGCUCGCAUAAGCAUUGCAAUGCGAAGGGGGGGCAGGAAUCUGUGUUUGCAAAUGCGACCCAGCUUAGGGCCCAUGCGAAAACGGAGCAUAACGCCUUGUAUUGCGAAACGUGCUUUUCAGGGAAGAAGAACUUUGUGUCGGAGAUCCAGUUGUACCCUUUGGAUGCGCAUAAGAAGUUUAGCUCCAGGUUGAAGGAUCAUUUGAGGAAAAAUCAUCCGCAAUGUAGGUUCUGUCGGCGGUACUAUUUGGACGAUGAGAAGUUGUACGCACACUUGCAGGAACAGCAUGAGGCUUGCAGGAUGUGCGAGCGCAACGGCAGAAUGCAUGAGUACUACCUCAACUUCCAAGAACUGGAAAAGCACUAUAGAAAGGAGCACUACACAUGUCCUCAUGAAGGCUGUCGCGGUGAGGUUUUUGCCACGCACAUUGAGCUUCAAGCGCAUGAGCAUACGAGGCACAGUGACAAUACACGUGGUGCACGCCCUCGUGCUCUCACCGUCAACUUGCAACAACUGCACGGAGAGCGUGACCCUCGCCGAAGACGUGCGGACACGCCACAGGAUCUCCGGCGAGAACAAACAAGACAGGCGGCACGUCGACGAGCGUUUUUGUCGUCAAAUGUCGUCUUUUCCGGCGCUCUCAACUUUGGCGAUAGUCCUGUCCCGGCGCCCAUCGAGGAAACGCAAAGCACCGCAGCGUCACGCUCGGGACCAGGCUCACGCCCAUCUGCAUCUAGUGCUCGUUCCUCAACCAACGCAAGGAGUGCUCCCGUACAAGUUCGAAGACCAGACGACGGUCACUUCCACGAGCUUGAUCAGCCCCAGGACGAAGAAGAAAGGGAAGCCCGGAAACUUCUUCUAACCAAGACGAUGAGGUCAUUGGUUGACCCAGCGGCGUAUGAACAGUUUCGAUUAUCGUCCGGUCAAUUUCAGAGUGGCCAGAUAUCCGCAGAGGCGUACUUCGAGGCGGCUACAGAUGCUUUCGGAGUCCGAUCUGCCGUCAGAGAUAUUUUACCGGAGUUGGUCGCCUUGCUUCCUGAGCUGGUGCUCAGAGAGCCUUUGAGGCAAGUUUGCUACAGGAAAACAGACACGAAACUUAGUUACUCUGGCAAUAGCGCAGGACCUAGUGACGCUGCCAAUGCGGCGACAGGCGAAGAUGAACAAUUCCCUUCCUUGACCGGGGCACCUGUUCCGCGGGCCGCGCCAAAGCCGGUAAGGCGCUUCGGAAUGCCGGGGCCUGAAGCUUUUCCGCGACUCGGCCGCGUGAACAAACCCCAAGGAAACGCCUCCUCGUCUUCUUCAACCCAGGCGGCCAGACCGGUGGACAUUAUUCCAACGCGACAAUCUGCACCACAGACCAUGAGGCAACCAGCACAGCCUGCCAACGCCAAGACAGCAGUUUCGGUUUUGUUAAAAGCACCGCCUUCGCACGCCAGAAUAGGUCAACAGCAGGGAAUCUCCGCAGUUCGGGGGGCUAACAAUGCUCCAGGGCCGCACUUCUCCUCUGGUUCGUUCCCGGCGCUAGGCCCUGUGGGAAAUUCAGCUCCAGCAUCGGCUUCAGGAAGAGCAAAUCGCGUUGCAGAUGGCGCUGGCAGCAGCAGCAGUAACGCUCCGAAUCCAGAUGUCGCGAUGAGGGUUGGUGCGGUGUGGGGAGGAGUAUCUGCAAAUGCUCACAAUGGCGGGGGGAAAAAGCGGGGUCCCGGGAAAGGGAACGGACGUCGGCCAGCAUCCCCACCGAAAAGAACAAUUCUUACCACGAACGACAUCCCAGAUAUCAGAGCCAGCGGUGGUGCUGGCAACUCGUCUUCCGCGGGUGACGAUGCGGAUCGACAACCGAGUGGGACUGAACCCGCGGUUGUUGAUAUUUUGCAAGUCGCCAAAGCUCGGCGAAGUGCUUUGCAAAAAAGCAGUUUACCAAAAGUUGGCGGCAGUGGGUAUGGAUUUGCAUGGGAUCGCAAGAGGGCUCAGCAGAAGCGAAAACAAAUCAAGGAUGACGCAAAUCAAUCGUCUGGAGGAUAAAAGUGACGCUUGCAAUAGAGUGUCCUUCUGCAUGGUUUUGACACAUGUCAGGAGAGGCGAAAGGCAGUGCAAAGUCUAUUGAGCAGUGCCGAUGCGCGACUUUCGUACUUUGGGAGUCUGAGGGUGGAUGCACAGUAGGAGCGACGUACUUCUAGUCACGUAGACGUGCAAAUCCGGUACAACAAAGUAAACUGCACUCUAGAACGGUCUCCUUCCA